CUGGCACCAGCCCGGGCCGCGCCCGGGACCUCAUUCCGGACCUCGGUUUCCUUUUGCGUGGGGCUCGCAGCUGCCACCGCUUUCCCGCGGAGCAUGGGGCUGCCUCGCCGGGCAGGGGACGCGGCGGAGCUGCGCAAGAGCCUGAAGCCGCUGCUGGAGAAGCGCCGGCGCGCGCGCAUCAACCAGAGCCUGAGCCAGCUUAAGGGGCUCAUCCUGCCGCUGCUGGGCCGGGAGAACUCCAACUGCUCGAAGCUGGAGAAGGCAGACGUCCUGGAAAUGACCGUGCGCUUCCUGCAGGAGCUGCCUGCGUCGUCAUGGCCCACGGCAGCGCCCAUGCCUUGCGACAGUUACCGCGAGGGCUACAGCGCCUGUGUGGCGCGCCUGGCCCGCGUGCUGCCCGCCUGCCGAGUCCUGGAGCCCGCAGUGAGCGCGCGCCUGCUGGAGCACCUGUGGCGGAGAGCGGCCAGCGCCACCCUCGACGGCGGGCGCUCUGGGGAUUCCGGUGGCCCAUCUGCCCCCGCCCCAGCGCCCGCGUCUGCCCCGCAGCCCGCAUCCGCGCCCGUGCCCUCGCCGCCCUCGCCUCCCUGCGGCCCUGGCCUCUGGCGGCCGUGGUAGCCCGUCGGUCGGUCCACGGACCCUGCCGACUGCUUGGGACUUUGGGGCACUGGACAAGUUGAAGCUCUUGGUGGCGGCUGCUGUUCCCAUCACGAGGGGCCAGCCCAGUACUCACACCCAGGCCGGAAGCCGGAUGUUUGUGACUGGCGUGGCAGACUGAAAGUCCUGCGGCUGCGGCUCGGCUCGGGGAAUAAAAGGAGCGUCCCUGCUUCAGCCCCCAACUUGGCGGGAGAAGAAAGGACAAGAGGCAGCAGGAUGAAGAAGAAGCCCCCCCAUCCCAGCUGGUGGAGAUAGUUCUGGAACUGGACCCUGCAGCUGCGUGGGCAGCCGACACACCCACCCCAGCACUGGCACCAGACCAGAGCCAGAGCCAGGAACUGGGCAAAGUGCAGCUGUGCACCCUGCCUGGUCACUGCUCUCUCAGCCCUGCCUGCUCACUACUCUCCCAGCCCUACCUAGGUCUACCUUCUGCCCAGCUCUGCUUGGGACUUUCUGGGCACAAAGCAGCUAAGGGCUCUGGUCACUUCCAGGGCUCUAUGGGGCAGCAGAGCAGAGCAAAAAGAUGCAUAGGCUGGGAGCCGUCACCUCCACUCCUAGGCUUUUCUGCCCAGAGCCCCCAAUUAUAGGGGCAGUAUAUAUCCAGGGGUCUGUGCGGUGGGGCUGGGGGAUUCCUUAAGUGACUUUGAGAAGGAUUUGUUUUCCCAAGCAUCAGUUUCACACCUGGGCACUGCCCCUCAGGCUAUGCAGUCUUUCAUUGUGAGGAAGGGGCAGACCAAGAAUGAGGCUGCCUUGUGGCCUCAGGGAAACUUGUGGCUUUGGAGGAUCUGACUCCAGCACAGAGUCUGUGCCAAUGUGGGGUGAGCAAGGCCCCUGCCAUGGAGCAGCAGGAAUUAGAGGGAUGGAGCAGGUUAAAGAAUGGGAAACA
Messenger RNA from Piliocolobus tephrosceles (Ugandan red Colobus), 1540 nucleotides. RefSeq names its product hes family bHLH transcription factor 2 (gene HES2). The transcript is spliced from 4 exons. Gene Ontology annotation, molecular function: DNA binding; protein dimerization activity. Gene Ontology annotation, biological process: regulation of DNA-templated transcription. Lineage: Eukaryota; Metazoa; Chordata; Mammalia; Primates; Cercopithecidae. Bases 94 to 615 code for a protein of 173 amino acids. The record is from RefSeq and is a predicted model, not a curated record.